UGCGGCUAUACCGGCAAGCUAGUCAAUCGGGAUGACGGCCGAUAUUGGACUGGAGACUUUGGAGACAUAAAUUCAACAUUUUCUCCCUUUGAAGUACACCAGGCUCAAGCUGCUUCAAGGUACACAUCCCUAGCAAGAGAAGCAUCUCUGUCGUCCUCCUUUAACAGCGGAGUGCCAACUGUGCCUUACAAAAGAGCACGGCUGUCUCGCUCUGAAUUUACAUACACAUUUCCACUCACCACCGGCCACAAGUUCAUUCGUUUGUAUUUCUACCCAGCUUCAUAUGGUGACGACUUUGACCGAUCCAACACCCUCUUCUCCGUCAAAACUGGUGGCUUUACUCUUCUCCACGACUUCAACACUUCUCUCACUGCCGAUGCGUCUAGGAUGAAGACGAUAUACAGAGAAUUCUGUGUAAGCAUUGAGGAGGGAGAGGAGAGUUUGAACAUCACAUUCACUCCAAGCCCAAAUGCAUAUGCCUUUAUCAACGGCAUUGAAAUUGUAUCCAUGCCUAGCACUCUUUACUACACUCCAGCGCAAAGCGAUGAUGGUGUUGACCUUGUUGGCUUCCAAACCAAAGUCCCCAUUCAAAACACGACUGCUCUAGAGAUGGUGUAUCGAUUGAAUGUCGGGGGACCCUUACUCUUUCCAAAGAAAGAUACUGGCAUGUACCGCAAAUGGGAUAGUUAUGUUGAGGAGCAAAGUUACUUAGACACUUCAAGUUUAAGUUCGAGCCACCUUCUACAACAAAAUACUAGUAUUGAACUCAACUUUACCACAAUUGCAAACUACACUGCGCCAAAAGAAGUUUACCAAAGUGGUCGGUCAAUGGGUGCGGACACUAAUCUCACCUGGCAAUUUCCGGUGGAUUCCAAGUUUUUUUACUUGGUUAGGCUUCAUUUUUGUGAGUUUCAACUUGAAAUCACCAAGGUUAGAGACAGAAUGUUUACAAUCCAAAUAGCCGAUCAAACCGUAGAACAAGGAGCCGACGUAAUUGACUGGAGUGGUGGAAACGAGAGACCAGUGUACAGAGACUAUUUGGUCUCCAUGUCUACCGACCGUGGUGGAACCCGGAAGAAAGUUAACCUCUCUCUCGCACUGCAAGCAAAUCCAAAUGCUGGAAUCUUGAAUGGGCUCGAAAUCUUCAAGCUAAGUGAACCAAAUGGCAAUCUUGCUGGACCCACCGAUUUGAUGCCGUCAAGUUUAGUAAAACACAACACCAAGUCCAAUCGUAUACUUGCCAUUGCUGCCGGUGUAGCUUCCGGCCUACUCUUGCUCUCUGUCCUUUUUGGAUUCCUGAUUUUCAGGCGUCGACUGAAAGCCAAGUCCUUUGUCUCCAUCCAUGGGGCGACCAAGUCAACAGAGACUCCCGGGUCAUCUUUACCCCCUUAUUUAUGUUGUUACUUUCCACUGGCUGAGAUCAAAGCCGCCACCCAAAACUUCAAUGAUAGUUUCAUCAUUGGAGUUGGCGGGUUUGGUAACGUGUACAAAGGCUAUAUCGACGACGGUGGGGCUACCCCUGUAGCUAUCAAACGGCUGAAACCCGAGUCAUCACAGGGUGCCCAUGAGUUCAAGACGGAAAUAGAGCUGCUCUCCCAGCUCCGCCACCGCCAUUUAGUGUCUCUCAUUGGAUAUUGUACGGACGACAAUGAGAUGAUCUUGGUGUACGAUUACAUGGCACAUGGGACCCUCGCCGACCAUCUCUACCACAAUGAGAACCCCCCUCUUUCUUGGGAGCAACGACUUCAAAUUUGUAUUGGCGCGGCACGAGGGUUGAGCUACCUUCAUACCGGUGCCAAGGAGACCAUCAUCCACCGUGACGUGAAGAGCACAAACAUUUUAUUGGAUGAGAAAUGGGUGGCCAAAGUAUCGGACUUUGGAUUGUCAAAAAUGGGCACUACCAACACGUCCAAGACUCACAUCAGUACAAUGGUGAAAGGUAGUUUCGGAUAUUUGGACCCGGAAUACUACCGACGUCAACGGCUAACUGAGAAGUCGGACGUGUAUUCGUUCGGUGUAGUAUUGUGUGAGGUACUGUGUGCAAGGCCGGCUGUGAUGCAUACGGUGGAGCUGAGGCAAAUGAACUUGGCUGAGUGGGUCAGGAGCUGUCAUCACGACGGGGAACUUGAUCAAAUUAUUGAUCCAAGCAUAAGGGGUAAGAUUGAAAUUCAUUGUCUGAAUCAGUUUGUUGAGAUUGCAAUGAGUUGCAUGAAUGACAGUGGGAUCGAACGGCCGUCAAUGAAUGAUGUUGUGAGGGCGCUUGAGCUUGCAUUGCAGCUCCACCGCAACUGCAUUGAAAGGAACAAUGAGGGUGCCUUCGUCUAUGACAGUACCGCCGCGGAAAUUAGAAGUGCUGAGCCAGGUUGCGCUACAGAUGAAUCCAUCCAAUGUAUAUCUGAGACGAUCUUUUCUGAGAUUAAUGAUCCAAAUGGGCGAUAAUGGACAACAUUUUUGAAGUACCCAAAAACUGUAUUUGUAUUUGAAACCAAUAAUAUUGAAUGCAAAUAAAUUACUUGGAGUGA
This is a messenger RNA of Prunus avium (sweet cherry), 2522 nucleotides long. RefSeq names its product receptor-like protein kinase FERONIA. Gene Ontology annotation, molecular function: ATP binding; transmembrane receptor protein tyrosine kinase activity. NCBI's taxonomy places the organism in Eukaryota, Viridiplantae, Streptophyta, Magnoliopsida, Rosales, Rosaceae. The record is from RefSeq and is a predicted model, not a curated record. Gene Ontology annotation, biological process: protein phosphorylation.